Molecule: messenger RNA, 1632 nt
Organism: Grosmannia clavigera kw1407
Lineage: Eukaryota; Fungi; Ascomycota; Sordariomycetes; Ophiostomatales; Ophiostomataceae
Product: ectomycorrhiza-induced ankyrin-domain nacht-domain containing protein
Exons: 1
Coding region: 1-1632 (543 amino acids)
Molecular function (GO): protein binding
Source: RefSeq, a predicted model, not a curated record
AUGGAUUCUCUAUCUACAGAGCUCUUGUACGAAAUCAACGAGCUGCUGCCACGUCAUGCGAUUUCACAGCUGUGUCGUGUCAACCGCCGCUGUUGCGCCGAUCUACAACCGUUACUCUUCCGGCUCCAUGGCUAUCCAAACGACUGGAAUGGCCCGUCGGCCGUGUUCUGGGCGGUCAAUAUAGCUAAUGCCAGCGAUUGUGCGUCACAGACACUGGCACUGACCGUGCUUGCCAAGGUAGAAGCCUUUUGCCGCAUUGGGCCGGGUGAUUUGGAUCGCAGCUUUAGCCGUCGGAACUGCGACGUCGACGUUUGGACCGUCCGUCGGAGCCGCUGUAAAUCUCCCUUGUAUGGAGACCGCACCAAGGAAUGGCCGGCUGAAGUAGGAAGGCACGCGUCUUUCAACCCGCUGCACCUGGCUGCCUACAAGGGUCUGGACAGCAUCGUGGCUUGGCUGCUGGCACACGGUGCUGAUGUCAAUGCGCUCAUCGAAGCCACUCCACACAACGCCCUUGUCCCAGCGGUCGUGGCCAACCGUGCCUCUACUGCGCUACUCCUUCUAGCACAUGGGGCCAACCGGGCUAUCGACAUGUCCUAUAAUGGCUUUGCGUUUGACAAUAGUGGCAGACCUCGGUAUACUAGCUGGUACAAGCCGGCCGUUACAACACUGGCGGCUGCCCUGGGAUACGAGGCUAUGGCUGAGAAGCUGAUGGACUCUGGCUUUGUGCCGGCCGCUGGCCCGAGCGAGAUGCUGUACAUCUACGCACAAAAUGGCCAUAGUCGUCCGGCAUUUGUUGCCAAUCUGGUGCAUCGCGGUGCGGAGGCGUCGCCACGCAUGUUCCUUCAUCUGGUCAACAAGGAUCGCUAUAAUUGGUCAAAACUGCCUCUGGCGUUGCUCGAAGCCAUGCCGCUAGACAGCCCUUUUCUCACACAGACGGGAACAUCCACCUUUCCCCAGCAGACCGUCCGGGAAAUCACGGAAAGCUUUCAGAGAGAGUUUUAUUUUACAGACUUUCACGAAAACCACUACGACCGCGAGUACUUCACGACCGACAUCGGGCUAGUGCAGCGUGCACUGCGCCGUCUGCUGAUGUUCCGUGGUGUCGACAUCGAUACCUGUGGACGGUCGCUCUGGCGGCAGUCGUCUUACCAGGCGCCUGACUAUGCGCUAAUCAGGAACUUGCUGCCUCCAUUCCUUGAGGCCGGCAUGGAUGUUCAAUGCAUGCGCAAGGACGGCUGUCAGGACGAGUUUCUUGGAGCAGCAAGCAUCAGGAAGGUGCCGGAUGACCUGCUGGAACUCGCCAGCCGCUACGGCUGCGCGCAGUGCACAAAUAGCGUCGCCAUGCAGCUGGAUGUCGUCUCGCUUCUUCUGCAGCACGGCGCACUGAUCUCGGCGGCUACGCGUGAGCAGGCACUAAGAGAUCACCCGAUAGGCCCGAGCGCCUACACGACUGUUGGCCGGUCGGGCUGGUCCGUCCAGCUCUGCAACACUUUUUUGGAGCACUGCUGCAGCACGCCCGAAGAGAAGCAGAGGGAGGACAUGCGGGAUUUCUUGGCGUUCUACAGAGAGAAGACCAAAAGAGUAUCUAUUGCCAACAUGGCAAAUAUACCAGGAACUGGGGUCUCCCACUGA